UGCAAGGAUGGGAGCGCUGGAAAGACGGAAGAUCUCUAGGCCUUAUGUUUCCACCGUCGACAUCGGGCUCUGGUCCCCAGCUCCCUAUCUCGACCGGCUCGCCAGAGUCGGUUGCGACACUUCGAUAUUGGUUAAACGAAUGCCUACAAAACCAUCCCGAAUGUCAAUCUCUUUUCAACGCCGCUGGAUCAGGGAAACUUCCAACGCGGCUCAUUGAUGUCGGGGAAGCCGAAGGACCACUCACGCCGCGGCUUGUGGAAACCAGGGAUUUCCGCACCCUGGACAAGAAAGGCUACCUCACAUUAAAAGCCAUUGCUGGGGAAACCUGAAUAUGGACGUAAAGUUGACGAAACAGAGCUACAUAACUUUCCUGGAAGACGGUAUUCCAGUCGAAUCCCUUCGAAGGACACUUCGGGAUGCCAUGAACAUCACCCGCCAAAUAGGAUGCCGUUACAUAUGGAUCGACUCCCUCUGCAUUAUCCAAGAUUCACCGGAAGAUUGGGCAGUAGAGGCACUUACCAUGAAAGAUGUCUACGGUAAUACCUCCUGCAACAUUGCUGCUUUGGGAGACCCCGGAGACGGUUGCUUUGUGAAAAGGAAUCCUUUGCACUUUUUCCCUUGCUACAUCGGUAGGAAGCAUCCGAACGGCAACAGUACCUACGCCUUCAGAUACCACAACCCCGUUGUGGACUCAAGGGAAGACGAUAACGGAGGUCCACCUCUUCUUCGCUGUGGCUGGGUUGUUCAAGAGAAGCUGUUGUCAACCCGCGUGAUUUACAUGGGUAACCCUCAAAUAUACUGGGAGUGCACUCGGUAUAGGCGUUCAGAAGGACUACCGGUCAUGGAGAAAUCCGCCCCGGUCGUGCCAUUCUACAACCAACUUGUGUGCGCAAAAUCAGAUUUUCGGGCACUUUGUGGCCAGACACCUGAAUCCGGUGGCGACAAGCUGCAACAUGAAGCUCAGAACAUGAUCGAUCUCCUCAAAUGCUGGAUGAGAAUGGUCAGUGACUAUAGCAAGAUGAAUUUCACCAAGAAAGAGGACAGAUUCAUUGCAUUCGCGGGAGUGGCAGAGGCUAUUGCAGCCGGGAGGGGGUGGACCUACGUGGCCGGGACAUGGAAAGAACUCUGGCCUUUCGACUUGUUGUGGGCUCGGACUGAGCCUGACCCAAAACCCAUAGAUCUUCGCUGGCGCGAGGAUAGAUUCAAGCCCAUGAUUCCUUCGUGGUCCUGGGCUUUCAAAAUUUCUGACUCCAUGUCUAAGGCAAACCCCGCGGUGCACUUCCUUCCUUUGCGAUAUCAGCAGCUCUUCGACCCCGUCACUCGCAGACUUACCACAACUUCCCUGGCCACAGUCGUCGACUUCUCCUGUCCGAAUUUCAUGACGCAACACUCCUUAGCCGGAGGAAAGUACUGUGAUAUAAAGCUCAGUUUGAGAGGUCAGGUCUUGCGAGGAGGUGUUAAUACGCUUAUUCCAUUACUUGGCACAAGCACAUGCAAUGUUCACGUCCACUGGGACGUGAAACACCCUCCGCAGAACGAGCUCCUUUUCUUAUUGCUGAUGCGGUGGACGGAGUUCGGCGACGAGCAGCAGGCCGGACUCGUUCUUAUGAAGCAGAUGGCUCCUGUGUCGAGGGUCAAGCAUCAGAUGUACUUCCGCGUUGGCGUAUGGGAGGACUACAGCUCUCAACCUCGUCGUGGACGACGCCUUCUGUUCGCUGACUCUGUGACGGAAGAGGUCGUUCACUUGUGCUGAGGGCCGGGCCGGUACCUAAGUUGGUUGAGGAUGAAGCUGAAGUUGAAACUACUGCUCGGUUAGAUCUCACAUGUCGAUCUGGUCGGCGACCUUGUUCGUAUUUGUCAAAUCUCCAGUCAGCAUUUCCUGAGAGCCUGGACUCAUCAUCUCAUCCAUCAACGCUAUGCACCGGCUUAGCCCAUUUUUCAACAUAUACUGUGGUUCCGAGCAAAAGAAAAACCCCCCUGCCAGGUAUCCGGCACGGACUACCACGGCCAAGAUUUUGGGGUUGUCGAGGUGG
This is a messenger RNA of Neurospora tetraspora, 2033 nucleotides long. RefSeq lists its product as uncharacterized. The record is from RefSeq and is a predicted model, not a curated record. The transcript has 2 exons. The coding region runs from base 332 to 1753 and encodes 473 amino acids. NCBI's taxonomy places the organism in Eukaryota, Fungi, Ascomycota, Sordariomycetes, Sordariales, Sordariaceae.